Messenger RNA from Zingiber officinale, 1186 nucleotides. RefSeq names its product vesicle-associated protein 4-2-like. The record is from RefSeq and is a predicted model, not a curated record. Gene Ontology annotation, cellular component: plasma membrane; endoplasmic reticulum membrane. Lineage: Eukaryota; Viridiplantae; Streptophyta; Magnoliopsida; Zingiberales; Zingiberaceae. Gene Ontology annotation, biological process: endoplasmic reticulum membrane organization. The coding region runs from base 106 to 927 and encodes 273 amino acids. The transcript has 7 exons.
AUCUCGUCAAUGCACUUAAUCCUUCUUUCUCAGGUCCGUCAACCCUUUGUUAACUCUUUUUCUUCCUUCUCCGUUUCUGUGUCAGUCAGUCAGUCAGUCAGUUAAAUGCCGGCGAUGGGAUUAGCUGACGGGAGGGCCGAGUCGUCGGACGGUGGCAAGGUAUGGAACCUCUUCCGGAUGCCCUUCUGGCAGGCAGGCGCCUCCUCCUCCGCGGCGGCGGUGAGUCACCGCCACGUCAGCCACAACCGUGCCGCGCGUGCGGCGGAGGGAUCCGACACGCAGUACCCGACCUCCCGCGUCGGAAGCGGCCGAGGAUCGGUCUCAUCGGUCGCCAAGUCGCUGCUGCCCGCCCGGCGUCGCCUCCAUCUCGACCCCUCUAGCAAGCUUUACCUCCCUUAUGAACCCGGGAAGCAAGUCAGGAGUGCGAUCAGGAUUAAGAACACAAGCAAAUCAAUUGUAGCAUUUAAGUUUCAAACCACAUCCCCGAAGAGCUGCUUCAUGCGCCCUCCUGGAGCAAUACUUUCUCCAGGCGAAAAAAUCAUUGCAACUGUUUUCAAGUUUGUGGAGCAUCCAGAGAACAAUGCAAAAGCAGUAGAUCAGAAAGCCAACUUUAAGUUUAAGAUUGUAAGUUUGAAAGUCAAAGAACAAAUGGAGUAUGUGCCUGAAUUGUUCGAUGAGCAGAAAGAUCAGGUUUAUGUGGAACAAAUCCUAAGGGCUGAAUUUCUAAAUCCCGAGCGAUCAAGUACUCAAUUGGAUAAAAUGAAACGGCUGCUUGCCGAGGCUGAUGCUGCAGUUGAGGUACGAAAGAAACCACCCGAAGACAGUGGCCCAAAAAUUCUUGGUGAAGGCCUCGUUAUCGAUGAAUGGAAAGAGCGAAGGGAAAGGUAUCUGGUUCGGCAACAGAUCGAAUUGGUCGACUCCUUAUAGUGUACUUUUGAGUGAUUGCAGCACUCAAAAUAAGUUUCUGCCUGCUUGUUGAUAGUCAGAUUUUGCUGAUGGAAUAAACUACAAGUGCACGAAAUGUUCAUCUUUUUAGUUCAAUGUAUAAUAAUUGCCUUGUGUUUCUGAUAUGCCUGUUAAAACUAUGUGUGUUGAAGUGACACACUAAGUACAAAACGAUUGCAGCUUCUGCUUGUUUCUUGUAGUGAUGUGGUGUUCAGAGUUAUUUUCAGAGUUAUGCUUUGAU